AUGUCUCAAGGCGCAGAAGAGAAAAUAGAGGUCAACCAUGCGUCGCAAGCUGAAACAGCGGAUAAUUGGGCCAACCUCGCCGAAGAUGCUCGCAAUGCGACAGAAGAAGAACAUAGCUUGACUUUCUUCAAGGCAGUCAAGAUGUACCCGCAAGCGUGCAUGUGGUCCAUGGUUGUCUCAAUCGUUGUCAUUAUGGAUGGAUAUGACACGGCUCUUAUCGGCUCUCUUUUCGCGUAUCCCGCUUUUCAACAGCAGUUUGGGCAAGCUCAAGGACAUGGCAAAUACCAGUUGGAGGCAAAGUGGCAGACUGCUUUAGGAUUGGCUAGUCCUCUUGGUAAUAUUGUUGGCAUUUAUCUCAACGGACUCAUCACCGAAUGGUUUGGCCACAAAAAAGCCGUUUUGGGAACUCUUGUGUUUCUCAGUGGAGUUCUAUUUAUCCCCUUCUUCUCAAAGACCAUCGAGGUGCUUUUUGCCGGCGAGUUACUGUGCGGCCUGGCUUGGGGCGUUUUCACCACUUUGGCUCCUGCAUACGCCUCGGAGGUUGCUCCAGUAGCCCUUCGCGCAUACCUUGAGACCUUCGUUGUCCUCUGUUGGGGAAUUGGCCAGUUUGUUUCUUACGGCGUUCUCUACGGCUUGGUCAACCGCACUGAUGAAUGGUCUUGGCGAAUCCCGCUGGCUGUCCAGUGGGUUUGGCCCGUUAUUGUUAUUCCCCUGCUCUUAUUUGCCCCUGAAUCCCCCUGGUGGCUUGUUCGUAAAGGCCGUAUCGACAAAGCAGAGCAGUCUAUGAAGCGCCUGUCCUCCAAGAAAUCGCAAAACAGCAAGCAAUCCGUUGCUUUGAUGGUUCAGACUACCAACUUAGAGGCGGCCAUGACGGAAGGUGCAUCAUAUGGGGAUUGCUUUCGCGGAACGAAUCUGUGGCGUACUGAAAUCGGAUGCGUCGCUUGGGCGUCUCAGGUUCUCUGUGGAUUUGCCAUAGCCAACUACUCGUCCUACUUUUACGAACAGGCUGGGUUGCCGGCGGCAAACGCUUACAAAAUGACAAUUGGACAAGGAGGCAUUCAUUUCUUGUGUACCCUGCUCUCGCUAUUUGUGACUGCAAGAUUUGGCCGACGUGGGAUCAUGCUCUGUGGAUAUGCCGGCAUGUCUUGCGCUAUGUUUACUCUUGGAUUCCUGGCACUUGCUCGCCAGACCACGGGCCUGGGCUAUGGACAGGCUAUUAUGUAUCUCGUCUGGUAUGUCGUCUACCAGCUGACGAUUGGUCCGACUGCCUUCAUCGUUGUUGGCGAGAUAUCCUCCACCCGUCUUCGAUCUAAGAGUAUUUCUCUGGCUCGCAACGCAUACAAUGUUGCGAAUGUGUUUAGCGCCACUGUGGCUCCCUAUACUCUGAAUCCCACUGCGGGAAAUCUGAAGGGCAAGACUGCCUUCUUGGCCGCCGCGUUCUCACUGCUUUGUUUGUUGUGGGGCUACUUCCGCCUCCCGGAAAGCAAAGACAGGACGUUCGAGGAGCUAGACCUCUUAUUUUCCAGGAAUCUCAAGGCACAUGAAUUCAGAGACGCAUCUGUCGACGACAUGGAUAUGCCGGAAUUUACUAAACAGCAAUGA
Trichoderma atroviride IMI 206040 is the source of this 1602-nucleotide messenger RNA. RefSeq lists its product as uncharacterized. Gene Ontology annotation, cellular component: membrane. The record is from RefSeq and is a predicted model, not a curated record. Lineage: Eukaryota; Fungi; Ascomycota; Sordariomycetes; Hypocreales; Hypocreaceae. Gene Ontology annotation, molecular function: carbohydrate:proton symporter activity. Gene Ontology annotation, biological process: transmembrane transport; carbohydrate transport.